UCGUAAUACUAUGUACCCGGUCACUUUGUAAAAGAUCCUGAUUUUUCACUUGUUCGUCGAUGACAUAAGACACUUACGAACUGUUUUAAUCCAAUUGCCAUGAGCUACCGAUGCCGACAAGCUAGUGUUCAUUUGUCUGCCUUGGAAAAAUUUUAAUUUUUUUACGUCUCUUACAAGUAUCUUUUCUAUAGAAAAAAAAAUAUAUUUAUUUAUAUUGUGAAACAUUUUUGGGGCCCUUGUAUAUAUAUUUGUUAAAAAAGACCUUAACAUCGUCGAUUUGUGCUCGAUCUACCAUUCAAGAAAAUGGCUUCAGCGCAAUCAUGCUUGAUUUAUAUAAUGAUAUGCAUUGAAGUGCUGGGACUUCUCGCGAUCAUCCUCAUUGGCGUUUGGCUGGGACAAUAUGGCGACAACAACGGAUUCGGAUUGAAUACUUAUAAAGGACUGUUGAACUUGCAUUCGUUAAUAAUGCCGAUGGGUGCUGUGUUCUUCCCAGCCAAUGGCAUAGUAUUAUAUAGAGCCUUCAGGAGAUAUGCUGCAAGAAAAGUCAAGUGGGCACAUUUCGUUUUCCAGUUGAUUGCGUUUCUUCUUGUAAUUGUGGGAUUUACUUUUGCAAUAAUGGCGCGAUCAAAAUUGAUUGAUGACUUCAAAAAUCAAAAUCAGGCUCCAGAUAACCCAAAAGCAGAAAAUGGCGAUAGAAAACAUUUCUACAGUGUUCAUUCGUGGCUGGGUCUUAUGUGUUUCAUUAUCUUCGUUUUACAAUUCCUAGGUGGACUAUUUGCUUUUGCUUUUAAAGUGGUCGACAAAUCAGCCAGAGAGCUUUUUGCAGCGAUACACGCAUUUUUCGGAAUUUUCAUAGUUCUUUUGGGCGGUUUUGUGGCUGUGGUUGGCAUUGAAGGUAGAGCUAAAACCGACAUACCAAAUUAUGACAAAAUCGUUGACGCUGGUAUACUGGCUAAUGUUGCGGCACUGGCCAUUGUAAUUAUGCUUGCUCACGUUCUAUACAUAAGUGUGAAUCCGUUCUUCGAGUGGGACGUGAACGAUGAGACUCUUGAAGCUAAUCCUAUCGAAUAAGGAGCGACUAGUCCGCAAGACUAAAGUCGUUGUUCAGAACCUUUCUAAAGUUUCACCUGCCAACAAAUAAACCGAUUUUGGGUCUAUAUCUACUUGAUUCUGAUCCUUCAGGCAAAUACCAUGUCACCCGCUAAAUCUUCUGUACAGUAUUUAAAAUUAAACAGCUAAAAUUUUACUACUCGUUUUGUUAUCUAUUCAAAAGAAAACUCGCCAACUUUGUGGAGUUUAGAGCGUUUUCGAUGAUAAUGUAUAAUAUUAUUAGGUAGGACCUGUGCACUCCGUCGAUUUUCAUAAUUGCUGACUAUCUGGAUAUUGACUGUCGACCACCUCCGAGGAAGACUUAUAUUUUCGUAUAAUUUCAGUCUAAAAUUUACCAAAACAAAUCGAGCUCGAUCUCAUAUUUUCAAAUUAGCAUUUUUGAAGAGAGUCACAAAGAUGUCUUCUUCGGAAGCGGGUUCUUACUGUGGAACGACAACUUACGUAUCGCUUGUUCUGGAAAUUUUGAAUCUGGCAGAAACAUGGGUUCUAUCUAAUAAACGCGGUGAAAAGUAGAAAGGCAAGCCGUAACAGUAAAAUACUCUUUUUGCUCUACUGCUCCUUUAAUACGAUUCGGAAAAUUUUUUGUUUGUAUCUUCGUUCAAAUUUGCAAAGGCAAAAAGUGUGCGAUGUGCACCAUAAUUCACAAUAUCGACCAAACUGAAAUCGUAUUAGGAAAGUUUUACUGUACAAUCAAAUUAGAAUAAGGAGUCCUUCUGUUAGCCUAGAUAUUUGCUGUAACAAAGUUCCGGUGCAAAUAAUAUAUUUUUACGAUUUAAA
Messenger RNA from Hermetia illucens (black soldier fly), 1887 nucleotides. RefSeq names its product cytochrome b ascorbate-dependent protein 3-like. Lineage: Eukaryota; Metazoa; Arthropoda; Insecta; Diptera; Stratiomyidae. Bases 304 to 1071 code for a protein of 255 amino acids. The record is from RefSeq and is a predicted model, not a curated record. Gene Ontology annotation, molecular function: oxidoreductase activity. The transcript is spliced from 5 exons.